AUGGACACUAUGUUACGUAUGAAUAAGCCCCGGUGCGGGGGUAAAGACAUGGGCGAACAGCGCGUAGAGCCCAACUAUAUGACUCUGAAGGCAAAGAUUAUGAAUUACCUGGGUCUUAAACUUGAUGAGCUUAACGCAAUUGGCAAGUUUGGCAAGUUUAAAAACCGGACCAAACAUCACCGAACCAAACGCCACACACUAGCAGGCAGUCGGUGGACGAUCACAAACAUCACGUAUAAAGUUACGAAAUAUCCGACAAAAUUCAGGUCCAACGCCGAUAAGCACCUGAUCGACGACCAAAUACGCAAAGCGUUUAAGGUGUGGUCCGAUGUGACCCCGCUCAUUUUUACACGUAUGCCCGCCAGCACACCAUCCCGUCACGUCAUUAUUGAUAUAAGGUGGGAGAGGGGCGAGCAUGGUGAUGGCGAUGCCCUGGAUGGGGCAGGGAAAGUGUUAGCUCACUCGUAUUUCCCGCAGUACGGCGGUGACGCGCAUUUUGACGAUGAUGAAAUAUGGACUGUCGACUCGCCAGAAGGUUCAAACGUGCUGGUAACGGCCAUACACGAGCUAGGUCACUCGCUCGGUCUAGAUCACUCGGACGUAUCGGACUCGCUAAUGAACCCGGUGUACCCACCCUAUCGGACCGAGUGGAAACUGUCUCAGGACGACAUACGCGCCGCCCAUAUACUAUACGGCGCCCGACCCGGUGUACCCGAAGUGCCCAACAUAUGCAACAACGCCUCCAUUAGCGCUAUGUAUAAGCGUAACAAUAGUAACGCUAUAUUCGUGUUCAUUGACAAACACUAUUGGAAAAUUCACUCUGAUGAAAUGACCGUCGACUCCGAGUAUCCUAAGCCCAUUCACGACCUAUUCCCGGCCAUUGAGGGUAGUAUUGACGCCGUUAUUGAGUUGCCAGAUGCUAGUAUUUAUGUGUUUAAGGGCGAGGACUGUUACAAAUACGAGGGCCCGCAACUGGCCGAAGGGUUUCCUAAGAGGUGCAAGGAGAUUUUCGACACACUGCCCGCUAAAGUAGACGCCGCCAUCUGUUUGAACGGGGUCAUAUACGCAUUUAAAGGUACAGUAUAC
Medioppia subpectinata is the source of this 1086-nucleotide messenger RNA. The record is from the annotation of a GenBank genome assembly. NCBI's taxonomy places the organism in Eukaryota, Metazoa, Arthropoda, Arachnida, Sarcoptiformes, Oppiidae.